Messenger RNA from Tetrahymena thermophila SB210, 4377 nucleotides. RefSeq names its product tubulin-tyrosine ligase family protein. NCBI's taxonomy places the organism in Eukaryota, Ciliophora, Oligohymenophorea, Hymenostomatida, Tetrahymenidae. Gene Ontology annotation, biological process: protein modification process. The record is from RefSeq and is a predicted model, not a curated record. The transcript is spliced from 2 exons.
AUGAACAUCCAACAAAUAGGUUUAAGAAAUAAAAAUGUUUAAAAGUAAAACAAAAACUAGGAGAACAAGCUAGAUAUUUUGAUUCAAGGAAACAAUAAUUUUACAUUAGAUAGACUAAAUGUUCCUAGAGGAUAUACUUCAAAUAGAUUCUCCUCUUAAAUUCCAGAUAUGUCACCCAAAAAUUAGAUGCAUCAAAUAUAGACUAUAGAUGAAACAAGCACUUUUGUAGGUUUUGCCUCUUCAAGCAAUCCAAGAAUUGUAAAUAGAUAGAUUUCUAAGGGUAAUAACCAGCUUAUAAAUAAUAUGACAACGUAACAUAAAAACCAAAAUAGCGCUGAAAAAAAUAUUUCUGCAGUAUCUGACAUAGGCACAAAGAGAGCAGAAUAACUGAUUAGAUUCCAAAAAAAGAACAGUAGCUAAUAUCUUACAGAUAAUAUUAUGAAUAAUUUCUUGAAAAAUAAUGAAUAAACUUAAUAGUAGAAUAAAAAUAGCUUAAUUGGAAGUAAUAGAAGCGGUUAUCUUAAAAAUCCGCACUCAGCAUCUUAAGAUAGGAGAAUAAUUUAAAGCAGCUCUGGACAAACUUACUAGACAUUAAAUUUUAAGUUAGACCCUAUCAUCGAUGAGCAAUACUCCAACGAGAAGCUUAUGAUCAAGAACAAAUAAAAGGUGAAUGAAAAGAUAGAUUAACUUUUAGCUUCAGACUACCUAGUUUAUUAGAAAAAUGUUGAAGGUCUAAUUUCUUAAUCUGUUUAGCAAGGAAGAGCUUUUUACGAAAAUGAAUAGCUUCAAUUAAAUGGAAAGUAAGAAAGUUACAAGGAAGUCAUAGUUGAGGAAGAUUAAAAUUGCAAUGAGUUAUAAAAAUAGAAAAGGAAAGCUCAGAUUUUUAAUACUAAACCCCUUUCAGAAAGAUUCAGUGAGAAUAAUUUAAAUUAAAACCUUUUAAACAAUUAAAAUUCCAAUUAAAAAGGUGGUUCCAAUUUUUCUGAGUAAUUUAACUAUAAUCAAACAUAAAAUGAACAAAACCCUAUACUUUCUAUUAAAAGUGCUUAACCGUUUCAAUUUAAAAAUGGAAACAAGUUUGAAUCUGUAAAAAAUAUUAACACCAAUCCUCUUACAAUUAAAAAUUACAACAUUUAAAAUUCUAACAACAAAAAUCCUGCUUACCAAAAUUAGCAAGAGUCUUAUUAAGUUUAGUAAUACAAUCAUACAAAGCAAGCAAAACCAAAUAGACUUCUAAGUGGUAGUAAUUUAUAAUCUCAAGUAAGCAAUUCACCUUCUUUGUCUGAAAUGGUGAUAUAUGGACAAUAGGCAAUAGACCAUUCUAAUCUGCGUUUUAACAGAAUAAGUCAAACUGAAGUCCUCUAAAUGUCUAAGUAAUCCUAAAACAAAAUAGAUUAAUUGAAUUCACAGAUAAUGAUGAAGAGUGAUGAUCCAACUUUUUUCUACCCAUAAUCUAACUAUGGAGGUACUAUGUAAUUCAAAGGAUAUUAAAAAGAUGACUAGUAGUAUAAGUAAUACAUUAUCGAUGCAAUAAAUAGUGUCAAUUCAGGUAAAGAAACUAACAAAUUAAAUCAGCUUAAUAUUUAGCAUGAAUCCUAAUAGAGAAACAAAUUGUUAACACCUUCUUCAUCCCAUGGUUAGAAAAGAUCAUACGCUACUUCAGAAUAAUAAAUAUAAAGAAAGCGUAACUAAUAAAAACCAUCCUAUCUUCUAUCUGAUGAAAGCGAGCUUGCUUUAUCUAAUCAAGCUUCUAAUAUUAUUAUAGGGCAAUGCAAUCAUCUAUCUUAGACUUAAUCUCCAACUAAAUAAAAAUGUGUUUAAGAUUUUCAACCUAGCUCAGUUCAAAAUAACUUUGAGUUAGUUAGUUCAGAAUCUGCGCCUUUAUUUAUAAAUUCUAUCAAUAUUGUCCAUAAUAAUUCAUCCAUCUAAAAUAAUAGCCAAUUACAUCAACCUAGUGAAUAAAUUUUUGAACUUGCCAUCAAUAAUUAGAACUAAUCAGAUUAGUAAAAAAGAUAACUUUUAAGACUAAACCCUUACAAGAUCAGAUACCUUGAACUGCAAUAAAAAAAACUAUAAAUGCAGUUAGGAUAAUAAGAUCUACAGAUAUCAAACCCUCCUUAAUUUUUUGGAUAGGCAAAUAGUAUAAAUGGAUAGUAAUAAUUAGUUGAUUUAAAGGGAUUAUAAAGCUAGCAAUUAUUCUAAGGAGUAACGAAUAAUGUGGUAGGGAGUAAUUUGACUUCAGGAAAUCAAAACUAAUUUCAAGCUUAUCGCUAUUAUGUUGGAUAUGGUAAUAAUGCAGAACUUGUUAAGAGAAUUUUAAAAUCUAGAGAGUGGUGGUGUGAGUUUAACAGUGAAACUUAAUAAGGGAGCUAUAACUUCAGAUGGACAUAAGGGAUUUAAGGAAUAAAGUAUGAGAAAUUGAAUUCAAACGGACCUAAGUAAUGUGUAAAUCACUUUGAAGAGCACAGAGAAAUAAGUUAAAAAGAUAAUUUAGUAAAGAACCUAAAAUUAUUUUGUGAAACGAAUAAAAUUUCUCUUUUUAGCUUAACUCCUUGCACAUUUUUGAUUGAUCUCAAUGAUGAUUCUUGCGAAUUACAGAUAACUAAAUUUGCUAAUUUCUUUUGUAAACAUCAUCCUAAAUCAGAGUUUUUUGAAAAUAGUAAAAAAAUGGUUGCAGAAUUCAAAAAAAAUAUCAGACAAAUUUUUUAAUCAGUAAAUGCUAACUAUAAAAAGAUUAAAUCAAAUAGCUACUCCAAACCUAUAUUAUAUCCAUCAUUUGUAAAUAAAGAGUAUUGCCAAUAUAUCUGGUUACUAAAGACAACCAUUUAUAAUAGAGGAAGAGGUAUUGAGCUCUUUUCUUCUUUUGACUAACUUGAGAAGCAGAUUAAAAUUUAUUCAGAUGGUACUCUCGAUAGAAAUUUAAUGUUAGCAGAGGAGUAUUAACAAAUCUCUACAAAUGAUUAAAAUAAGUAACUCUAAUCACCAAGUGAAAAUGAAAAAGAAGGAAAUAAUUAAAAUCAAUAAUACUAAGAAUCUUCAGGCUAAAUGCUUUUAUCUGGCUCAACUUAAUAAUCAAAUCAAACUGGACUUACGUGCAGUGUAGAGCAAAUUGGUUGUAGCCUUAAAGACUCAAAUUAGUAAAAGGAUGUACUAACUUCUAAAAAUAAAGAAAAAGAUCAGAAGCAAGUGAAAAGCUGGUAAAUUUUAAAGAGCUAAACAUUUGUUAUUUAAAAGUACAUUGAGAAACCUAUGCUUAUAAAAGGAAGAAAAUUUGAUAUGAGAAUGUUUGUAUUAGUAACUCAUACAAUGGAUAGUUACUUUUACAAGUGUGGAUAUAUCCGUACAGCGAGUGAGAUAUAUAGAAUGGAUGAUUUAGAUAACUAAUUUAUUCACCUUACUAAUAAUGCUGUAUAAAAAUAUGCUAAAAAUUAUGGAGAGUUUGAAGAUGGAAAUAUUCUGUCACUAGAAUAGUUUGAUCAGUUUAUAAAGUAAGCAGGUAAUAAAUACGAAGGCUUAGAUCUUUUUGGUAAAAUAGUUCCUACAAUAAGAGAAAUUUGCUUAAUAACUCUAGCAAGUGCUAAAAAAAAAUUAAACUCACAAGAUAGAAAGUAUUGCUUUGAGAUGUUUGGAUUUGAUUUUUUUAUUGAUGAGGACUACAAGGUGUGGCUGAUUGAAGUUAAUACAAACCCUUGUAUAGAAGAAUCUAAUUAAUAUUUGCAUUAAUUAAUGCCACGUUUGCUGGAUGAUACAUUCAAAUUAACUAUAGACUAAAUAUUUCCUCGCCCAGGAGGAUCAGGCAAUAACUAGCAAUAACAAAAAUAAUAGUAAAAUUAAAUGUAAUCCUCUUAAAUGAUAAAUGGAAACAGUAAAUUAAAUAAGAGAAAUUCAUCACUUAUUUCUUAAUAGGUCCCAAAUAAUCAUUAAUCAAGUGAUCGUAAUCUGUAAGAAUUGCAGUCAGUAAAAAUUACAAGUAAUAUAUAACAAAAAAAAGAAAAUAUAUUAUAAUUUCAUUAAUAAUCCCCUUCUAAAUAUGAAAACGAGGAUAAUUCACAGUAAAAGAAUUUCUAAACUCCUCUAGAAAAUAUAAAUCUAAAUUAAAAUGAGAACAAAGAAAAUACUAGAGACCAAGACAAUAAUAGUAAUGUUGGAUCAGAUUUACAGAAACAAAGUAGAAAAAGAGAGAAAUUUCAAAUAUAAGGACACAAUGACGAUGAAAAUCUAUGGCAAUUUAUGGCAAAUUUAAAUAAAUUUAAUUACUCUACUUAUAGUUAUUAAACUCUUAGUAGCAUUGCUCCUAAUCAGUACCACCCACUCAAAGAAUUAUAUACAAACUCUAGUAAAUUAGCAAACUAAAAAAAUAGUAAAAAGAAAGAAUGA